AUGUAUGACAAAGUAUGGACUAAAUUUCAAACACCAGUGGGGAUAACAACGUCUUUGCCAAUGAAAGUGGGACUACAUCAGGGAUCGACACUAAGCCUUUUCAUUUUUACAGUUAUUAUGAAAGAGAUUACUAAAUCGAUCUGGGAUACUGUACCAUGGUGCAUGUUAUUUGCUGAUGAUAUUGUGUUGGUAGUAGAAACUAAAGAGGAAGUUAAUAAUAAAUUGGAAGAGUGGAGGGAAAUUUUAGAAAGUAGAGGGUUGCGCAUAAGUUGUUCGGAUACAGAAUAUUUGUGUUGCGACUUUAGUAGGACAUCGUCGAUAGGGGAGCCAAAGGUGACCAUUGGUGAAGAAAUUGUUGCCGGUACAACUAAGUUCAAGCAUUUGAGAUCGAUUAUUCUGAGCACUGGGAAGGUUGAUGGAGAUGUAACUCAUCGUAUACAAGCGGGUUGGCUCAAAUGGAUUGCUUUGCUGUAUGGGACUGAAUGUUGGCCUGUAAAGAAGACUUUUGAAUAUAAAAUGGAAAUCACAGAAAUGCGUAUGCUAAGAGAAAGACUUCUGACACCCUCGUGUGGCGGAUCGAAAUGGUUGGAAUAUUGGCAUACCAACCUAGAGGUCUUAAGUUCAAAUCCUAUUCAAGGAAAAAAUAUUAGCUUUGGGAAACCACUAGAUACAAUUGGUAUUUAUAAUGAGUACAUAGAGUCUGAUUAA
Molecule: messenger RNA, 708 nt
Organism: Amaranthus tricolor (Joseph's coat)
Lineage: Eukaryota; Viridiplantae; Streptophyta; Magnoliopsida; Caryophyllales; Amaranthaceae
Exons: 5
Coding region: 1-708 (235 amino acids)
Source: RefSeq, a predicted model, not a curated record